GCCAGUUUAGUCUCUCUUGCAGCUCGCUGGCUAAAAUAAAGACCCAUCGGCUCACUCGCCUCCCCGUCAAUUUUACCUUUUCUGCCUUUUUUUUUUUUUCCUUUCUUGUUGCAACAGAGCACGGGAGGCAGUAGCGGCUCGACUCUGAUGCUUGUCAAGGCUCAGCGCACGCACGCACGCAACCCAGAGAGAAAACAUUUUGCUCUCACCUGUCUCCAAACCCAAAGCAAACCUCACGUCCAAGCAAACCGCCGACCCUUUGAACAAGAAGGCACCCGAGCCAGAAUCUAAUGUAAGGGGAAGAAAUUCUACGUGCAGUAGCAACUUUCCGCUAAAAAGCAAGCAGGCGUAAGGAAGAAAAGGAGCAUUUUACGAAAAUGACACCUUAAGGAAGAAGAUUUUAUUUUCGGAUUUUGUACCAAACUUUGGAAAAGUUGUUUGUUUUCUUUUUAAUUAUUAUUUUGUCCACCUUUUUCUAAGAACAUUGAGUCGCCGUCACCUGCGUGUAAAAUCUUUCACAUAUACAUAUUUUAAAAAGGAAGAAAAUCAAGAGGAAAAAUAGCAUGUGGACCACCUAGCAAAAGGCAGCGCCGAAGCAUCCCUCGCGGCAAGGGGGGCGCAGGCUCUGGAUGCGUCUAAUUUCGAGGGACUGCAUUUUUUUUCCACCGGGCUUAUUGAGAUAGUACAGAGACAGGCAAGUCACCGCGAUUACUUCUGUCUCCCCUCACCACCACGACCACCUCCUCUUCCAAGGGCUCCUGCAACUCUCCCAGCAGAGCCCGGCUCGGCGGGGACAUGGGAAUGCGCGGCGCCCUCGAUGCCUGAGGCCGGGCGGCCGCGGGGCUCUCUGCGGGAAGCGCUUCCCUCCCGGGGCUCGCCGUCCAUGUGCCCGCAGCCGGCGGGGCCUGAAGUCGGGAUGAAUUUCGGCGUGGUCUUCGCGUUCAUCCUCUCCCUGCCCCUGGCCCGCAUGGAGGGGGACCCCAUACCUGAAGACAUUUAUGAGAUUUUGGGUGGCAGCUCAGUGCGCUCCAUCAGUGACCUCCAGCGCGCCCUGCGGAUAGACUCCGUAGAGGAGGAUAGCUCGAGCCUGGACCUGAAUGCAACUCAGACUGGUAAAAACCCCGUGGCCCUGUCUCGAGAGCGACGAAGCCUAGAUGCUCUGGCAGCAGCAGAGCCAGCUGUCCUCGCGGAGUGCAAGACGCGGGUGGUGGUCUUUGAAAUCUCCCGCAACAUGGUGGACAGCACCAACGCCAACUUUGUGGUGUGGCCGCCCUGCGUGGAGGUGCAGCGCUGCUCUGGGUGUUGCAACAACCGCAACGUGCAGUGUCGCCCCAUGCAGAUUCGUGUCCGGCACGUCCAGGUGAACAAGAUUGAAUUUGUCCAGAGGAAGCCAAAAUUCAAAAAAGUCAUUGUGCCUUUGGAGGACCAUGUGCAAUGUCGGUGUGAAGCGGUGUCCAGUCAGCCCCCCAGGAACAGCCGGCCAGGGCCACGUGAACAGAGACGCUUGUCACCGUCGUUCACCACAGCCGCUGUCUCACAGAGGCAGCGAGUACGCCGGCCGCCAGCGCAGAAGAGGAAACAUAAGAAGUACAAGCACGUCAACGAUAAGAAAGUGCUGAAAGAAAUCCUCAUAGCAUAGAAGUGCUGGCAGGGGAGAAAGAGCACAAGGCAGGUUUAUUUAAUGUAUUUGUUGUAUUGCCCCCAUGGGGUCCUUCAAGUGAUAACUUCUCGUCUUUGUCCAUCUGCCUCGACGUCUGAUUCAGACGGCAAUUGGUGCUUCCCUUUCCAUCAAUGGACCUUCUCCCACCAAAGCCUCUCCCUUCUUUCAUUUACGAGCAUAAUUUUAAAGUUUUACACACACAAAACCAGGACAAACAUGACCUCUGUGUGUGUGUGUAUAUAUAUAUAUGAGAAAAGAACAAAGUACAAAUAAAACCAUGAACCCUGACAGCCACAGCAUGCGAUGAGGACAGGACAAUGCCUUCCCUGUCCAGGGGACAGGAUGGAAAAUGUGAAAAGGAAAGUGGGUCCAAUUUCUUCCAAGAGGAGGAGAAAGACAAAUGGACAGAGGGUGGAAGGGGAAUACUCUCCCCUCCCCUUGUGUUUUGGGUAAGGCUGGGGAGCCUGACUGAGAUCUACACUUGCACUGGACCUACAUUUUGAAAACAGGCAUAUCUCAGAUUGCCAGCGGCGACCGAUGAUGGAAAAUGCACUAAGGACUUUUAUCGCCCUACCUGGACAGAUAUAUAUUUUUAAUUGUGUGUGUGUACAUUUUAUUUUAAAAAAAAAAAGAAAAACCAAAACCACUAAGAUAUUCAACAUCUCGGGGAACAGAACAAAACAAAAAAAAACCAAAACAAAGAAGCCAAAUGCAUUCCCCCCCUCCCUGUCCCCUCCUGCUCCUGGUGCUGACUGGAAGGUGUUUGGAUCAUGGGGAAGGAGCAGACAGCAGCAGAAUCGUCUCCACACCCCCGGCCCCUGCCAAGGGGAGCCAUCUUUGCACAUGCUGGUGGAGAAUUCAACUUUCCAGGCUCGGACUCAGAUUAUUUUUUAAGUUCACUCUGUAUGUGUGCGCGUGUAUAUGUGUGUGUAUAUAUAUAUAUACGUGUGCGUGCGUGCGUGUGUGUGUAUGUGUAUUUAUACAUACAUAUAUAAAUAUAUCUAUGUUCUUAAAUGGAUUUCAUUCCCCGGUGGCAGGAAGCUCGGCGGCACGUGCACGCAUCGGUUUCAUUGGGCUGGCAGAAGAGCGUGCUGUUAGUGCAGUGCGCCUGCAAGGUCCAGGACGGGACAGGCAGAGACAUCAUCUGAUCUCUCUCCGUCUUGUUGCCCUCUUCUCUCACUCUCCACCAACCCCCCAGCACAACUUCCUUGCAGGAGAAGUGGCACCACAACAAGACCAACAACAGCCAAACUUAGAAGCAUGACUUAAUCUCAGUGAGCUGUCCUUGCCUGCUCUGGGGUCCUGAAAGCAGAAUCAUGUCAUUCCCACGAGGUUUUUAACCCCUUCGGGUGUCCUGUGCAUCAUGCCUCCACUGCUCUCUCCAUGCCAAUGUCCCCACAUCUCCCAUCAUUUUCCUCACAUUUUCCCUCUCAUAUUCCUACUGGAUUUUUGCCCAUUAGAUGUUCCCAGCCCGCCUAACUUGGAUGUUGGUCCAAGAUGUGGUCAGCUCUGUGUAGGUAUAGAGAAAGAAAUGAGGAUGGUCUUUGCAGUUGGCAGCAGCUGUCUGAGACAUAAAUGAGCUCUUCUAAGUGAGGAGGACUGGGAGAAGAACUGGAGGGUCAGCUGUAGAGUCCCUCCUGGGCCACUGCCUGCUCUGGAGGAGGGAGGAGGACUCUGUGGGCGAGGGCUAUUUCUGCGCACCCAAUACUCAGUCACCAUUAGCAGAAAUGUUACAUAUGAUGGGAAUUUCCAGUGUAACCUUGGAGUCCCGGUCUCGGAUUGUGCCAUGCUGAGCGCUGCAGAGUUACGCAUGACGAAAACACCUGCCCAGAGCUAGCACCGUAGUCCACCCCCGCCCCUCCUGCCUCCAGCCGCUUCUCCUCUCGCACACACACACACGCACCCCCAUUGCGGGGCAAAGCCCCAGAGGGAGCCAGGGGAAGGAGGUGAAGCUGCAACCCGGGAGCUGUUACGUGUUGUGGAGGGACGCAGCCUUCGCCUCCUGCAAGCCCAGAGCACUUCUCAUACCACUGCCAAGGUGGCAUGUUGCUCCAUCCCUCCAUCCCCAAGCCCUCGAGUCUUAAGACAUUUUGUUUUCCUGUUCCAAAAUCUGUUUCUUUUGGUUUGUAAAGAUGGUGAGGCUUUAUUUUAUUUUAAUUUUUUUUGCUUUUUUUUUAAAUGUAAAAUUAAUUUAUACCCAGUAUUGUAUUUAAAGCUGUAAAAAAAAAAAAAAAAAAAGAAACCAAACCUCUCAAGCAACAUUUUCUCUUUCUUUUGUGAGCUGAAUGAAAUAUAGAUGUCAAACCAGC
This is a messenger RNA of Phalacrocorax carbo (great cormorant), 3969 nucleotides long. NCBI's taxonomy places the organism in Eukaryota, Metazoa, Chordata, Aves, Suliformes, Phalacrocoracidae. The record is from RefSeq and is a predicted model, not a curated record.